Molecule: messenger RNA, 390 nt
Organism: Penicillium crustosum
Lineage: Eukaryota; Fungi; Ascomycota; Eurotiomycetes; Eurotiales; Aspergillaceae
Exons: 2
Coding region: 1-390 (129 amino acids)
Source: RefSeq, a predicted model, not a curated record
AUGUGCAAUUCCAAAGCCAAGAGCUUGGUAACUUACCAUUACGGUCACGGUACGAGUGGAUCUGCCACGGUUGCCCUUUCCUCUACUCCUCGCCUUUCCUCCUUUCUCAUCCUCUACUCUCUUCAACUUCUUCUCUUGUUUAUCCUACCUUCCUUUUGCGCCAUUGCGCUAUUCCUAUCACUACUAUCCGCGGCUUCGUCACCCCGCGAAUCCUCUGCGCACUCCGGUCAAUUGACCGACUGCGCGUGCGCAAUUGUCCUACCCUCUCAUCCGGCAACUUUGAUCCUACCUCCCCUCUCAACCCACAUCCUCCGCCUACAUAGCUUUCAAUCAGACAGUAAGUUCCACGCUAGCAACCACCAUGACAAUGUUGAUGGUACUGACUUAUGA